This is a messenger RNA of Hordeum vulgare subsp. vulgare (domesticated barley), 915 nucleotides long. RefSeq lists its product as uncharacterized. Bases 77 to 532 code for a protein of 151 amino acids. The record is from RefSeq and is a predicted model, not a curated record. The transcript is spliced from 3 exons. NCBI's taxonomy places the organism in Eukaryota, Viridiplantae, Streptophyta, Magnoliopsida, Poales, Poaceae.
UCUCGUGACCGUGUGCAAUUUGUUUGCCAGUGCUGCUAUUUCGGUGUCUACUCCUAACGAGUCGGGAGAGGACUAUAUGGACCUCGACGUAGUGGAUCAGCCCGCACCUCGACCAGCUUCGGGUAUCAUUUUCUUGGAUGACGAUCCAGAGCCUCAACAUACAGCUACGGAACAAACUCCUGCUGAGCCAGUUACAUAUGCACUCGGGAAUCCUGUGACGCUUGUGUCGAAUGCUUCUCCAGUUGGUUCGGGUGCUAUGGUGACGGCCCCUCCGACUAGAUCAACUAUGGUAACCCAAGCUACGCCUGUCGUGAUUCCCACUUCUUCAUCAAUUGCAUUCUCUAUGCAUUGCGUCUCAGAGGAGCAGACUGGCGCUGCCAAAGAGGCGAUGAUCCAGGCCAAGAUGAUGAUGCAACACACAAAGGAGGUGUUCGAGGCCAGGAAAUUGGCGUAUGACGCCAGCUCGGCACUCAAAGCGAACAUCCGAAAGGCUUGCGAGAUUGGGUCGCAGUAUACCCAGAUGGAAUCUUAGAAGAACCAACUGAAGCUGAAGUGUGCUGCAAUAAAAAAGGUGCUGGAAGACAAGGAUCUAGUCCUUGCCAAGCAGAAGGAGAAGUCCAAAGCUGAUGAACUGAAGCUUGCGUACUUCGAUAAGUCGAUGUCAGAAAAUGAAAAAAUGAAGAAAGAAAGAGAUGAGUGGGCAAAGAAGCUUAACUCUAUGGCAAAGAGGGGCAAUGCCAUAGAAACUUUUGUAAAAGAUUUCCUGGCGAAGAUGCUUGCGUCCCUCAUUGCCGAGUGAGUCAUUACACUUUUCGUCGAAUGAUAUGCAGCUGAUGCUUCAUUUUUCUUGUUCCACAGAAUUAUGUCCUGACUUCGAGAAAGAGACUUUCUAGGUAGAGCCAUACUUGGACCCCA